This is a messenger RNA of Cariama cristata (Red-legged seriema), 840 nucleotides long. RefSeq names its product propionyl-CoA carboxylase alpha chain, mitochondrial-like. The record is from RefSeq and is a predicted model, not a curated record. Gene Ontology annotation, molecular function: propionyl-CoA carboxylase activity. The transcript has 6 exons. Lineage: Eukaryota; Metazoa; Chordata; Aves; Cariamiformes; Cariamidae. The annotation marks the transcript as partial. Gene Ontology annotation, cellular component: mitochondrion.
AUGUGUGUGAGUUCACCACUUUUCUGUGAGAUGAUAGAUAAAUUAUUGGAGGGAGAAGUGUGUGACUUUGAGAAUCUUAGCUGCAUGCCUCAAGAACAUGAAGGUUCACUGAGAAGGUGGCACCAGUUGGUUCCAAAACCCACUCUCAGCGUGGCCAUCGUGGCUUCUCAGCAGCAGGAGAUGAGCAGUGGAGAAGUUCCCCUGCGGAAGAGCUUUGUACAAACGCAGCUGAUUCCUAGGACACUCGCUGCCGCGGGUGUGCUCGGGUACAAAUUACAAAUACUGACGAAGGUUGCUGCAGAGCUGAGCAAGUACAUGCCAGAGAAAGCAGCAGAGGACACCUCCAGCAUUUUGAGAUCUCCCAUGCCUGGAGCAGUGGUGGCAGUUUCUGUCAAGCCUGGGGACAUGGUUGCGGAAGGUCAAGAGAUUUGUGUAAUUGAAGCAAUGAAAAUGCAGAACAGUAUGAUUGCUGCUAAAACAGGCAAGGUGAAAGCUGUGCACUGCAAAGCUGGCGAUACCGUUGGAGAAGGAGAUCUGCUGGUGGAACUGGAAUGAAAGGGUUGCCUCCACACUGUUGAGUCAGCUAAGCCUUUAUUAUUUUCAUCCGUAAAGUAAGAUUAAGGCAAUUUAACACAGAAAAUGGACAGUCCUAUGCGCAAGGUUUUAUACAGUUGUAUUUAUUGUAUCAGUGGUUAAGACAGCAAACACAGAUGUUAAACCUUGGCAACAGAUCCCAGAUUUUUACUUCCAGAAAUACUUGUACAUAACCUUUGUAAUUCUUUGAUUUUUCAGGAUCAAAUAAAAUCAAUAAAAUACCAUUUCUGCUUUAAAACAGGAAAA